Molecule: messenger RNA, 5062 nt
Organism: Jaculus jaculus (lesser Egyptian jerboa)
Lineage: Eukaryota; Metazoa; Chordata; Mammalia; Rodentia; Dipodidae
Gene: Rexo1
Product: RNA exonuclease 1 homolog
Exons: 15
Coding region: 114-3794 (1226 amino acids)
Cellular component (GO): nucleus
Molecular function (GO): exonuclease activity; nucleic acid binding
Source: RefSeq, a predicted model, not a curated record
UGGCGGCGGCUGUGGUGGGGUCCGUGAGGCGCGGGCGGAGGCGAUUGCGGCGUCUGUGAGGGGUCCCGGGGUCCCGGGUGUUUCCGGGCCGGGGCCCCGCUGUGGGACGCACCAUGCUACGCUCGACCGGUUUCUUCCGAGCUAUUGACUGCCCGUACUGGACUGGGGAGGACGGGGGCCCCUGCCGGCGGCCCUAUUGCCACUUCCGGCAUCGCGGGUCCCGGGUCCCCGGGGCGUCCAGCAGCGGUGGAGCGGCGUCGUCCGCAGCAGGGCUCGGUUAUGACCCAUAUAACCCUGAGCUGCCCCCAUCUGUGGCGCAGAGGGAGAAUGGCACGCUGGGCCGGGGCGAUGAACCCAGCUCUGACAUGCUGGAGCUGGAGCUGGUCAACCAGGCCAUCGAAGCGGUUCGCAGUGAGGUGGAGCUGGAACAGCGGCGCUACCAGGAGCUCCUGGAGACUGCUGGGGGGGCCUCCGCCCUGGCACCUCGUAGCCCUGCUGCAGGCCUGGAUGAGGACACCUUCCCCCUGGCCUUCAGCUACACACCUGGCAGCCAUGGCCUGCUGAGCCUUGAUGACGGCUACCAGCCCACCCCACUGGCUGCUCCUGCCGAGCCAAGCAGCAAGUACUUGCUAGGCUCUGUGGAGAGGGGCCAGGGCAAAGUGGGAGGUGGCAGUGCCCUGGAGUAUGUCCCCAAGGCUGUGAGCCAGCCACGGCGUUAUGGCCGCCCUGUACCUAGCAGCAAGUACGUCGUGGACAACUCCAAGCCAUCCACAGACCUAGAGUAUGACCCGCUCUCCAACUACUCAGCCCGGCACCUCAGCAGAGCCAGUUCCAGGGAUGAGAGGGCCACCAAACGGCCACGUGGCUCCCGUGGCAGCGAACCCUACACACCUGCUCUCAAGAAGUCCUGUGACCCCUAUGGCAGCUGUGAGGCUAGGUUCUCAGACUCAGAAGAUGACAUAGCAAGUACCCCCAAGGCCGAUGUCAGCCCCUCCAAGGCCAAGGCCCAAGUCAGUCCCUCCAAGUCUGAUGUCAGUUCUCCAAAGGCAGAGCCCAGCUCCAAGAACAAGGCCACUGGGAAGCUGCCCCCCAAGAAGGGCUUGGAGCCUGAAGAAGGUGGCCUGCGUGAGACCAAGGAGAUGGCUGUUCAAUAUGAUGUGGGGGACCUUGGGCAGUCUCCCAAGGGUGCAGAUGAAGUGUCCCCUGCUAAGCCUGUCUCCCUAGCCCCAUCCUCCCAGUAUCCUGGAGGCCCCAAGGAGGGCAAGCACAAGAAGAGGAGACAUGGGGCCCCAGCCAGCCUCAGCCACAAGGACGGCGCCCGGAAGAAAGAUAAGAAGAAAGACAAGGACAGGGCCAGGCCUGCAGAGAAGCCCUGCACUGACAAGAAGACCCUGCCGGCUAGCAGCCCGCGGCACAAGAGCCAGCGCCCUGAAGGGACCAAGAAGAAGCCAUCUUUGGCCACCUUGGUGGCCAGCUCAGGGAAAGGGGGACCCAGCCACCCUGCUAGUGGGGGUCCCCGACUCCAGGACUCUGGUCCCAGUGCUCACUCACUGCCUAACAGAAAGGGCAGCGGUAAGACUCCCUCAGGAAAGCUUGUGGAGCGCAAGGCCCACUCCUUGGAUGAGGGUGCCCCCCAGGAUGCCCCCAAGCUGAAGAAGCGGGCUCUGAGCCACGCUGACCUCUUUGGAGACGAGAGUGAGGAGGAGGACAACGUGGGGUCCGGGGCACCUCAAGUCUGGCCCCCUGCCCUGCCGGGUCUCAGCUCAGACUCGGACUCAGACUCAGACUCCAGCCUGGGCUUGAGUGAAACACAGGUGGCCAAACGCCUCAAGGGCUCCCCACCCACAGCCCCCACACCUCCCUCGCCGUCGUCCUCCUCCUCCUCCUCCUCCUCAGGGGCUGGGGAGGACUCGGAGGAGGACGUGGAUUACUCGGCUCUGGAGAAGGAGGUAGACUUUGACUCAGAUCCCAUGGAGGAGUGUCUGCGGAUCUUCAAUGAGUCCACCAGUGUGAAGACGGAGGACAAGGGCCGGCUGGCCCGGCAGCCCCCCAAGGAGAAGGAUGAGAAGGAGUACACGGGCCUGACUACCUUGUUCCUGGGGCAGAAGAGGAGGGUCUCCCACCUCUGCAAACAAGGCAGGGAGGCAGAGCCCCCCAGAAGGGCCUCUGUGGCACCCCUGGCCCGGCCCCCAACUGCACAGGAGGUGUGCUACCGUCGGGCCCAGCAGGCACAGAGAGGGUCAGCUGGCUGGCUGCAAGCUGCUGUGCGGCCACCUGAGAGGCCCUCUUCCGUACACAUCUCGGCCCCAGGGGAGAAGAGGAGGAUCGCCCACGUCCCUAACCCCCGCCUCGCCACUGCCCCCACAGGUGCCAAGAGGACACUAGCGGCCAGCAGCAGCCAAGCUCUCCACGUCCCUGAGCCUGGCAGCCAGCCGCUGAAGACACGCACUCUGUCGGGGAUGGCGUCCAAAACGACCACCACCAUCACACCCAAGCGCAUCGCCCACAGCCCAUCGCUCCAGAGUCUAAAGAAACCCAUUAUCCCAAAAGAGUUUGGGGGCAAGGUCCCCACUGUGAUCCGCCAGCGCUAUCUAAACCUGUUUAUCGAAGAAUGUCUCAAGUUCUGUUCAUCUAACCAGGAGGCCAUUGAGAAGGCACUGAAUGAGGAGAAAGUGGCCUAUGACCGCAGCCCCAGCAAGAACAUCUACUUGAAUGUGGCUGUUAACACCCUCAAGAAGCUGAGGGGCCUGGUCCCCUCCACAGGACCCAGCCUCAGCAAAACCAGCAACCGUAGAGUUGUGUCCCAUGAGGUUGUGCUAGGGGGCAAAUUGGCCACCAAGACCAGCUUCUCACUGAGCCGCCCCAGCAGUCCACGCGUAGAGGAUCUGAAAGGGACCACCUUGUACAGCCGCCUCAGGGAGUACCUGCUCACCCAAGAGCAGCUGAAAGAGAAUGGCUACCCCUUCCCCCACCCUGAGCGCCCAGGGGGUGCCGUCAUCUUCACAGCUGAGGAGAAGAAGCCCAAGGACUCCUCGUGUAGGAUCUGUUGCCGCUGUGGCACUGAAUACCUUGUGUCUUCUUCGGGUCGCUGUGUGCGCAACGAGGAGUGUUACUACCACUGGGGGCGACUCAGGCGGAACCGAGUGGCUGGGGGUUGGGAGACACAAUAUCUAUGCUGCUCAGCGGCUGUCGGCUCUGUGGGCUGUCAGGUUGCCAAGCAACACGUGCAGGAUGGCCGGAAGGAGAACCUCGAGGGCUUCGUGAGGACCUUUGAGAAGGAGCUUCCUGAGGACACCCAUGCAGGGGUCUUCGCCCUUGACUGUGAGAUGUCCUACACCACUUACGGUCUGGAGCUGACCCGCGUCACGGUGGUGGACACGGACAUGCAGGUCGUGUAUGACACCUUCGUCAAGCCCGACAACGAGGUGGUUGACUAUAACACCAGGUUCUCGGGGGUGACGGAGGCCGAUCUCACAGACACGAGCAUCACACUUCGGGACGUUCAGGCCGUCCUGCUUAGCAUGUUCAGUGCUGACACCAUUCUUAUUGGGCACAGUCUGGAGAGUGAUCUACUGGCCUUGAAGGUCAUCCAUAGCACUGUGGUGGACACAUCCGUGCUGUUCCCACACCGCCUGGGCCUGCCCUACAAGCGCUCCCUGCGGAACCUCAUGGCCGACUACCUCAGACAGAUCAUCCAGGACAAUGUGGAUGGACACAGCUCCAGUGAGGAUGCCAGCGCCUGCAUGCACCUGGUCAUAUGGAAGAUCCGUGAAGAUGCCAAGACCAAGCGGUGACUCCCGCCGCCCCUGCCAUCAUCCCUGCAGCCCCUUCCUGCCACCCAGUUGCCCUGAGCCCCAGGCCUCUUCUGAAUCAGUGCAAUAAAUGUCAGAGCUAACUGCACCGCCACCGCAGGCACACCUGGAGCCCAGCCCCAUGCCGUCCUGGCUGCCACCCCAGGCCUGCCCACCCCAGGACAGGGACUGACCAAGCUUAGAUCUACACCCCUACCAGGUUCCCAGUGGCUGGGUUUGGCUCCUGCCCCUGAUCUGCCCUCUCUGGCAGUCGCGGGCUUCUGUGAUACAGGAGCUGUCUUUUUUUUUUUUAUUUUGUACUGUUAUUUUUAUUGAUUUUUAAUUUAAAUCCAUUGGCUGGCACAGAGGUGCCCUGGCACCACCUCCUGUGGGGGACAAGGGUGGACAAAGCCAAAACCCCAGCUAUAGGUAGGCCCAUCCAGCCUGGUGGACCUGGAUGGCCACCCUGCCUUGGGGUGCUGGCUUCCAGAAGUUAGCCCAGACCACCUGGAUAUCCUGACCAUCCAUGACCUGGUCAUAGCCCCCCCAAACCUCGGGGUUUCUGGACUGUCUUCCUGGGAGUCCUCUUCCCUCUAGCAGGCCUGGGAUAGAAUAAAUGUCUGGAUUUUAGACUCUGGGUUGUGCUGCUCUUGGGGCCAGGCAAGACCUGUAUACCCUGUAGGGCCCCUGCCCCCUCCCCCCACCCAGGCUGAGAGAGGGAAAUGCUCACUGGGACUAAAGCUGGUGCUGCUCUAGGAUGUCACAGGCCUGUGCCACCUGCUCUGGGAACCCUGUCCUAGAGGGUGGCCUGCGUUCCUCCUAGCCCCAUCCUGCUGGGGUCUUAGGGAAUGGCCUCGCUAUCCAUGCCAUGUGACUGGCUGGAUCAACCCCAUGUGUUGAUUAUGCCGCCUUGUGGGAUGGACAGGUGAGAGGUCCUCUGACCCUUUCCCCCUGCGCGCCCCAACACCACUGAUUAGGAAGUAGGAAGCCAGGCUGAAGAACCCUGCAAACAGGAGAUGCAGGUUCUAGCAGUCAGUGAGGGAGCAGCCUGCAGAGGGCGCUCUGCCACCUCACUUCCCUUUCAGGUCUGGGUCUGGAGUCAGCGGAGCGAGCCCUGAGAAUCCAUCUUGGGGUUGUAUAGACAGCCCUCUAGGAUCCUUGGUUAAGUCAGGGCCACUCUCACCCUCAGGGGCUCUUCUUGUGACCAAGUGAACUACCCCCACCUUCUGUAAACACAUUUUCUAAUAAAUGGUGCCGAUGUAUUCACAGAA